AACAAAAUGGCUACCAACCCGUGCUGCACUUGUAAGAUUGGACCUUCUAUCUUGAAUGCCGAUCUUUCGUGCUUAGCAGAUGAAUGUAAUAGGCUGUUAGAAUGCGGUGCAGACUACCUACACCUGGACGUCAUGGAUGGCCAUUUUGUACCCAAUUUAACUUUUGGUGCUCCAUUGGUGAAAUGCUUGCGAAAGAAAGUUCCAAAUGCCUUUUUUGAUAUGCAUAUGAUGGUUGCCAAUCCAGAGAAGUGGGUAGAUGACAUGGCAGAUGCUGGUGCCGAUCAAUACACUUUUCAUUUGGAAGCAACAGAAAAACCAGUUGACUUGAUAAAUCAAAUAAAGAAGGCUGGAAUGAAGGUUGGUAUUGGAAUCAAGCCUAACACACCAGUUGAAGCUGUCUUGCCAUUUGUGGAGCUGGUGGAUAUGGUUCUUGUGAUGACAGUGGAGCCUGGAUUUGGUGGACAAAAGUUCAUGGCAGACAUGAUGCCAAAGGUCAAACACUUAAGAACCAAUUACAGGGUUUUGGACAUUGAAGUUGAUGGAGGAUUAGGAAUUCCUACAAUUGAAGCUGCAGCUCAGGCUGGGGCAAACAUGAUUGUAUCUGGCAGUGCCAUAAUCAAAAGUGAUAAACCAAAGGAAGUGAUUGACGCCCUGAGAGCAACCACUGAAAAAUGGAUCAAGAUUAACAGUGAAGGAAGUCAAUGAGUGAUUCAGUUUAUCAGCAACAUUUCUAGGGAAUUUUUUGGCAUUGGAUUUUGUCAAUGAUGACCAAGGGUCAUGUAUUUAAUUGGAAUAUUUUGUAAAGUUUUUAUCAAGCUGCAAGAGCAUUCCACACAAAAAUAGUUAAAUUGCCAUGCAUUACUGUAACUUUUUUUUCAUAUCCAGCUUAGGAAAUAUUUUGUUUUUCAUUUGCAUGUAGCUGUGUCAGGGGUAUAUACACUUAUCCUUUAUUCACCAACAUGCUCAAAAAUUGCACUCCAAUUUCUAGUGUCACAUAUUUGUCUGUUUUAGACAAUCCACUCAUUUCACUCAAUACAAAAGUUUUAAAAUGGAGAACCAAAGUUUGAAUUUAAAAUUGUAAACCUUCUUAAUUAAAGAAAAAAAAUAUCUGAUAAUGCUCAAACUGACAAUUAGAGGAGGGCAUGAAAAGGGUUUAUUUAUAAUAUGUGACUUCAGCAAGACUGCUUAAUUCCUAAGAAGUGUCUUCUAUUCCUUUUUCAAACCACGGGAGAAGUAAAUAUUGAAUCAAAACAAACAUACGAUCUUUUUUCAGCACACCCUAUUAUUGCACAUUGGAGAAAACUCGGACCAAAAUUUGCACACAUACAUUUAUUUAAUCAUUAUCACCCCUGUCAGCAAUUUUCACAAUUAUGUUCUCUUACAAAUAGUGCAAAAAACAUCAAUGGGAAUCUA
Molecule: messenger RNA, 1413 nt
Organism: Pocillopora damicornis (cauliflower coral)
Lineage: Eukaryota; Metazoa; Cnidaria; Anthozoa; Scleractinia; Pocilloporidae
Product: ribulose-phosphate 3-epimerase
Biological process (GO): pentose-phosphate shunt; carbohydrate metabolic process
Molecular function (GO): D-ribulose-phosphate 3-epimerase activity
Source: RefSeq, a predicted model, not a curated record